UUCGAUGCUACAUACUCCUAUAUAUUCAUAGUUUCAUACACACAACUGUACCUUCACAUCACUUUGCUCUCUGUACUUAACCAUUCUUCCCAAUCCCCACAUUGGAUUAGCAUUUCAUCCUUUUAUAAAGACUCUUUUUUUUUUUUUACCAUUCUUCAAUCACAUCCUAAUUUCUUGGGUCAAUUUUCAAGAUUUGAUUGUUAAAAAAAAAAAAAAAAAAAAAAAAAAGUCAAGAAAACAACACUAUUAGAAUUUUCUUGUUCCAAGUAAUUAUCAAGAAAACUCUGUAUAAAUUUGUGGAUUUUCAUUGAAACAUACAUACAAACAAAAUUAUGGCUUUGUGUGCAUAUGCAUUUCCAGGGAUUUUGAACAGGACAGUAGUUUCAGAUCUUUCAAAGCAGAGUCCUUUUUUAUCUGAAUGGUUUAAUGGAACAGAUCUGCAGUUUCAGUUCCAACACAAGCUUACUCAGGUGAAGAAAAGGUCACGUGUGGUUCAGGCAUCAUUGUCAGAAUCAGGAGAAUACUACACACAGAGACCACCAACACCUAUUCUGGACACUAUCAACUAUCCCAUUCAUAUGAAAAAUCUUUCUCUAAAGGAACUUAAACAACUAGCAGAUGAAGUAAGAUCAGAUACAAUUUUCAAUGUAUCAAAGACUGGGGGUCACCUUGGUUCAAGUCUUGGUGUUGUUGAGCUUACAGUUGCUCUUCAUUAUGUCUUCAAUGCUCCCCAAGAUAGGAUCCUUUGGGAUGUUGGUCAUCAGUCUUAUCCUCACAAAAUCUUGACUGGUAGAAGGGAGAAGAUGUCAACAUUAAGACAGACAAAUGGACUUGCAGGAUUUACUAAGCGGUCGGAGAGUGAAUAUGAUUGCUUUGGCACUGGCCACAGUUCCACCACCAUCUCAGCAGGCCUAGGGAUGGCUGUUGGAAGAGAUCUAAAAGGAAGAAACAACAAUGUUAUAGCCGUAAUAGGUGAUGGUGCGAUGACAGCAGGUCAAGCGUAUGAAGCCAUGAAUAAUGCUGGUUACCUGGACUCUGACAUGAUUGUUAUUUUAAACGACAAUAGACAAGUUUCUUUACCUACUGCUACUCUGGAUGGGCCAGUUGCUCCUGUUGGAGCUCUAAGUAGUGCUUUGAGCAGAUUGCAAUCUAAUAGGCCUCUCAGAGAACUAAGAGAAGUCGCUAAGGGAGUUACUAAGCAGAUUGGUGGACCUAUGCAUGAGCUUGCUGCAAAAGUUGAUGAAUAUGCUCGUGGCAUGAUCAGUGGUUCUGGAUCAACAUUGUUUGAAGAACUUGGACUAUAUUAUAUCGGUCCUGUGGAUGGCCACAGCAUUGAUGACCUUAUUUCUAUUCUCAAGGAGGUUAGAAGUACUAAAACAACAGGUCCAGUACUGAUCCAUGUUGUCACCGAGAAAGGCCGAGGUUAUCCAUAUGCUGAGAGAGCUGCAGACAAGUAUCAUGGUGUAGCCAAGUUUGAUCCAGCAACAGGAAAGCAAUUCAAAGCCAGUGCCAAGACUCAGUCGUACACAACAUAUUUUGCAGAGGCUUUAAUUGCAGAAGCAGAAGCAGAUAAAGACAUUGUUGCAAUCCAUGCUGCCAUGGGGGGUGGGACUGGAAUGAACCUUUUCCUCCGUCGCUUCCCCACACGGUGUUUUGAUGUUGGAAUAGCAGAACAACAUGCAGUAACCUUUGCUGCUGGAUUGGCUUGUGAAGGCCUUAAACCUUUCUGUGCAAUUUAUUCAUCUUUCAUGCAGAGGGCUUAUGACCAGGUAGUGCAUGACGUUGAUUUGCAAAAGCUGCCAGUGAGGUUUGCCAUGGACAGAGCAGGUCUUGUUGGAGCAGAUGGUCCUACACAUUGUGGUGCAUUUGAUGUUACUUUCAUGGCAUGUCUUCCUAACAUGGUAGUAAUGGCUCCUUCUGAUGAGGCCGAGCUAUUUCACAUGGUAGCAACUGCUGCUGCCAUUGAUGACAGACCAAGUUGUUUCAGAUACCCAAGAGGAAAUGGGAUUGGUGUAGAGCUUCCCGUUGGAAACAAAGGAACUCCCCUUGAGGUUGGAAAAGGCAGGAUAUUGGUUGAAGGGGAGAGAGUGGCUUUAUUGGGAUAUGGCUCAGCUGUGCAGAGCUGUUUGGCUGCUGCUGCUGUGUUAGAAUCUCGUGGUUUACAAGUAACAGUUGCAGAUGCGCGUUUCUGCAAACCACUAGACCGUGCUCUCAUAAGGAGCCUCGCAAAAUCACACGAGGUACUGAUCACUGUUGAAGAAGGAUCAAUUGGAGGUUUUGGAUCGCAUGUUGUUCAGUUUAUGGCCUUAGAUGGGCUUCUUGAUGGCAAGUUGAAGUGGAGACCAAUAGUUCUUCCUGAUCGAUACAUUGACCAUGGAUCUCCUGCUGAUCAGUUGGCGGAAGCUGGCCUCACACCAUCUUCCAUUGCAGCAACAGUAUUUAACAUACUUGGACAAACCAGAGAAGCUCUAGAGAUCAUGACAUAAGAUGUAACAACUGUAGAAGAUUGUAUACUGUAAAAUCCGUCAUUGUAAAAUAGUUUUAGGACAAGUCACCAACUAGCUGAGACAGUUGUAAGCUGUUAGAACUCCCAAAAGCAGGUUGACACAUACUUAUUCUCCAAAUAUGUAAAGCUUCCAUGUCAUAACCUCAGUUCAAGCCCUCCUCUUAGUCUCCUAUAAGACUUACGAUUAACUCGUCGUAUGGUUUCUGAUUGUGUAGCUGGUGCCAGAUAUUUAGAUGCUAACUCUUGUUUAUAUUAAAGUGGUCUCGGUCCA
Lycium barbarum (goji berry) is the source of this 2777-nucleotide messenger RNA. Its product is annotated as probable 1-deoxy-D-xylulose-5-phosphate synthase, chloroplastic. Gene Ontology annotation, cellular component: chloroplast. The record is from RefSeq and is a predicted model, not a curated record. Bases 333 to 2486 code for a protein of 717 amino acids. NCBI's taxonomy places the organism in Eukaryota, Viridiplantae, Streptophyta, Magnoliopsida, Solanales, Solanaceae. Gene Ontology annotation, biological process: terpenoid biosynthetic process; chlorophyll biosynthetic process. Gene Ontology annotation, molecular function: 1-deoxy-D-xylulose-5-phosphate synthase activity. The transcript has 9 exons.